Messenger RNA from Quercus lobata, 1733 nucleotides. RefSeq names its product EamA-like transporter family. Gene Ontology annotation, cellular component: membrane. Gene Ontology annotation, biological process: transmembrane transport. The record is from RefSeq and is a predicted model, not a curated record. The coding region runs from base 211 to 1521 and encodes 436 amino acids. The transcript has 4 exons. NCBI's taxonomy places the organism in Eukaryota, Viridiplantae, Streptophyta, Magnoliopsida, Fagales, Fagaceae. Gene Ontology annotation, molecular function: transmembrane transporter activity.
AUAUAUAUUAGAAACGAAGGAGAAAUAAAGAAGUGAGAAGAUCGGAAUCAAGUGGGGCGUCGGAGCAGGAAAGGAAACCCGCUUCCUGUCUUUCUCUUAAAUGACAUGUAUACUUGGUGUGAAUUAUGACAUGGGUAUUAUGAAUUUACCCUACUGAUUGGUGGGUGUUGUAGAAUUUUAGUUUUGGAUUGGAUAUUGGGUUUGGAAAGCAUGAAAAGUCAAGUUUGGAGAUGGAGUUUGGGUUUGAUAUACAUUGUUGCUGUUGCCUCUAUCUGGAUAGCUGCUAGUUUCGUGGUUCAGUCUGUUGUUGAUGCGGGUGUUUCACCGUUUCUUAUCACCUACAUUUGCAAUUCAUUGUUUGUGGUUUACAUUCCCUUAGUUGAAAUCGGGCGUGUUUUGGAGGAUACUUAUGGGGGUUUAUGGUCUUGGAAAAACAAAAAGAGCAGCGUUUCUCAAGGCUUGGGAGAGUCAGAGCAGGUUGUUCUUCUUGGGGAGAGUGAUUUAGGUGCAAAAGGCAAUGCUGCGACUUCAUCUGUGCCUGUGGAAGAAGGCCGAGUCAGCCAGCAUGUAGAAGGUAUUAGUCAUGAAGCAAAAUUUGGAUCACAUGAGCUUCAAGGGAUUUUACCAGAUCAGGAUAAAGCCAUUGGCAAUGUUGAUAAACAAGUUGAUGCCAAAGGGCGUUGGACUCGCACUAGAGUGGCAAAAGUUAGCUUACUCAUAUGCCCAUUUUGGUUUUUGGCACAACUCACAUUUAAUCUCUCAUUGAAAUAUACUACAGUCACGUCAAAUACCAUCUUAAGCAGUGCAUCCAGCCUUUUUACAUUUUUGGUCUCUCUAGCAUUCUUGUCUGAGAAGUUUACUUGGUUGAAGCUCAUUAGUGUUCUUCUUUGUAUGGUUGGAACAAUAAUUGUCAGCUUAGGGGACUCUCAAACUGGUUUAACUGUGGCUUCAAACCCCCUUCUUGGAGACAUUCUUGCACUUGCCUCAGCGGCAUUAUAUGCUGUGUAUAUUACACUUAUUCGCAAGAAGCUACCUGAUGAUGAUGGGAAGAGUGGACAAGCCAGUAUGGCUCAAUUCCUUGGAUUUCUAGGGCUUUUCAACCUCCUCAUUUUCCUUCCUGUUGCCCUGAUACUCAAUUUCACAAAGCUAGAACCUUUUAAUCUGCUUACCUGGGAGCAAUUUGGUCUAAUUAUUGGUAAAGGUUUGUUAGAUAAUGUGCUGAGCGAUUAUUUAUGGGCCAAGGCCAUUCUUUUGACAACCACAACGGUAGCAACAGCUGGUCUUACAAUUCAGGUCCCGUUAGCAGCUAUAGUCGAUUCAAUAAUGGGCAAUGCCCCUCGUCUCAUGGAUUACCUUGGAGCUCUGGCCGUCUUGAUUGGAUUUGCUGGCAUCAACAUUCCUUCAGAUGCUUUUAGCAGAUCAAAAGAAGCCAGCGUUGAGUUAGAAAACGACACUCUCAUUCCAUCCAGUGAUCAAGGUCAUGUGUCAUCAAUCAGUCAAUCUGCAGCCACCAUUUCAUAGCACGUCGUUGCUGCUUCUCUUUGGUUUUUAUACCGGUGUAGAUUGAAGGUAAUCUUGUAAGUGCUAAUACAAUAUAUUGUACCAUUUAACACAAGCCUAUACUGUAACAUUUUUUAAGGGUGAAAAUAUAGAAUAAUGAGCAGUAGUAUCAGGUGAAAAUUUAUAUCACUCCAUUUUAUUUUUCAUGUUAUUCUUAGAGGUAAUCGCUAGUA